CCUAUUUGUAAGCUUCGACUGUUUUGCUGGUCCAGCAACGUGAGGACAUAAUUGCUGCGUUUGUUUCUUUCCUUGUAUCAUAAGCUAAAAAAUGUGAGUCGCACCUCUACGACCUAGUGCGGACUGGUUGUACUGUGCUUAUCUCUUUACAGCACCGGUGAAUCAAUUUUCUUCUGGUUUCACCAAAAUGUUGCGGCGUGCACCACAUGUAGCUCAUGUCUUUUGCGAUGUGGAACCACGGCCUGCACUAAAACUGCUCUCUAGUGAAAAGCAGGAUCUGCUCCUUCCUGGAGCCACCGGUCGUGGGGCAUGGAGAUGGGGCCGUAGAAGUAGCAGGACGGCGCUCUGUAUAGUACCAACACCUGCGUCGACCACCACCGCAAGUAGAUCGGUGCCGAGACUGACUACGACAAGAUUUCUUGCUUCAUCAAAACACGACCCCGGGACGGCGCCGUCGACUAGGCAACCUGAAGACUCAAAACAGAACCUCCAGAUGACGGCUGACGAAAGGAGCGCAUUCUACCGACAGGAGGCAGAGGAACGGAAAGGCAGCAGCCGGAUUUUCCGGGUGGAAGCGGCGAAGAAUCAGCGGAAAGUUUUGCCGGACGUGGUGCUCGCGAGACUGCAGCUCGAACGCCUGUGCCAGGAGGGAGAGCUGGCGCUGAUUCAGGAGGACGUGCGGGAACAGUACGUGACGCUGGAAAAGAUCGACUUGAUUUUGGAUUACGAGAAGAAAAGCGAUACUGGGGAGCAAGUUGAACACAUCAACUUUAUCACGACCAAGGAGGAAAAGCACGAGCUCCUUUAUCCUGUGCAAAAGUAUCGUACCAUACUAUGUAAAUUGCAUUACAAAUUCACUUAGCAUUACAAAUUAAAUUUGUAAUGCGGAUUUGCCUUGAAAGGGAGAUUUGUAAUGCAUAAACGCAAUCAAUACGAGUACGAUACUUUUGCAAUGCACAUCCUUGUCGGUCACGCGAUCAAGGCAGACAUGCUCUUGGAUUUUUACCGCACUAUCGCAAACGGUUCGAGCUCAUCUGUAGUACGUGAAAAAGCGGCGAAAUGUCACCGAUUGAUCGAGGAGUUGAAGAGAAUUAAAUGAAGAGUGAGAACAAAGGAAAUAACUUCAUAUGUGGUUUCGAUUGUGUCUGACGCAUCAUGUCAUGCCGUUCGGAAACAAGGCAGUGCAGGUGCAAAAAUCAUGUGUCAUAGUACUGGAUCCAAUCUUGAACGCCGGUUUGUGGGACUGGUGUGUUGAGCGUAGGUUGUUUACUUUUUAUCGUGUGAUGAAGAUAUUGGGUUUUUUUAUUUCUGGGUACAACUAGGCAACCAGGAUGCAAUAUUAGAGUACAUAUGUUGUGUCAUCUGGAGAGGACACCCGUUUGGUAUAAUUUCGCACGGGAAUAUUGUAAAACGAAGAUGUGGUUCUUCUUUUGGUCGUGUUUCUGCUCUGUGGUUCUGGUCACGUUCGCAACGGCCAGCACGAACGUCGUUACAAUAAAA
This is a messenger RNA of Amoebophrya sp. A120, 1500 nucleotides long. The record is from the annotation of a GenBank genome assembly. Lineage: Eukaryota; Dinophyceae; Syndiniales; Amoebophryaceae.